Leptinotarsa decemlineata (Colorado potato beetle) is the source of this 1029-nucleotide messenger RNA. It is a transcript of the gene CIA30, whose product is annotated as complex I intermediate-associated protein 30. NCBI's taxonomy places the organism in Eukaryota, Metazoa, Arthropoda, Insecta, Coleoptera, Chrysomelidae. Gene Ontology annotation, cellular component: mitochondrion. The record is from RefSeq and is a predicted model, not a curated record. Gene Ontology annotation, biological process: mitochondrial respiratory chain complex I assembly; mitochondrial electron transport, NADH to ubiquinone.
GUUAUUUGACGUUUUAGUUCUGUGCUGUGGUGUUUUUGAUUUGAAGUGAGGUUAUGUAACCUUCAAAUAAAUCAAAACAUUAAAGGCUUCAAAUGAUUUCAAUAACCCGGAACCUCUGUAAUGUGUGUAAAGAGUCUUCGAAAAGGUUCAUCGCUACUUCCCCAAGCCUGCACGCCUUUUGGGAUAGGGAUGAAAAGUCAGGUUACAGAGACAACAGGAAAUACCCACCUUUCAAGGAGAGAAUGAGAGAUGGACUGAAAAUACUGAAAAGCGAAAUUGCCCUCUGGAAAGAAGAGAUGAAAGAAAGAUUCGAAUUUGACCCCAUUUUAAUUUUCAGAGCGGGAGAAGUGGACGUUGUUUGGCGGUUUGGGAACGAAGAAUCUCUAGAGAAAUGGAUUAAUACAGACGAUAGAGAUAACAAUGAAGGGUACAGCAAGAGUUCUUUCACGCUAACUAAAGAGGGAAAAGCCUUAUUUUCCGGAGUUACUGAUAUGAGAGUUCCGAAAGAUGGAAAAGCCAAACGAGCAGGUUACUGCAAUAUAAAGACCAUUCGAGCUAAGAGAUCCUUCCAAAGGGACUCUUACCUCAAUUGGACCAGUUACAAUAUGUUAGUGAUGCGAAUCAGAGGGGACGGUAGGACUUAUCUGUUGAAUUUACACACGAAAGGUUAUCACGACCUUGCUUGGAACGAUAUGUACCAUUUCCCACUGUUUACAAGAGGCGGGCCUUAUUGGCAACUUGUGAGGAUUCCGUUUUCAAAGUUUUUUUAUGCUGCGAAGGGCCGAAUUCAGGACAGGCAAGAAUCGAUCCCCUUGGACCGAAUCGCAAGCUUCGGAAUCACUGCUGCAGAACGGUACGGAGGAGAGUUUUCCCUUGAAAUAGACUACAUCGGCGUAGAAUUCGACCCUAAUCACACUGAGGAGUUUGCUUAUGAAAUGUACAAAACUGACAAAUAUAUCGUGAGGUGCUAACAGCUCCAUAGAGCUGUUGAUUCAUUUAUUUGUAAAUAAACUAGUUCAAAUUGAAAAA